AUGACUGAAAACAGUGCCGACAGCACCAAUCCUUCAGCAGCUAAAAUCGAUCUGCAAGGACUUGAACUAGCGGAACAUCAUUUUGGUCCCUUGCUUCAGCCAACCCGUGCAACACAGAACGCAUGGUCCAAUUAUUCCAUCAAUCGCCUCCAAAUCAAUCAAAAAUACUGCACACUUGUCUCAGUCCCAGGCAAGGGUUCUGAGGAUGGCUCUAAGGAGGAUGAGUACGACGAGUGCUCUUGGCUUUUCGACAACGCCAAAACUUGCAUUUCUCAGAUUGAGAAAGAGAUGGAUUUGGAGCAUGGCACCCUCCAGAAAUGUAUCACUGUUGUAGACAACGAAAUGUUACUCGACGGCGGCGAGGGCACGGAUCCACGUUCCGCCGAUCUGACAGUCAGGAUCUACUCACCCACUGCGCCAAUGUACAUUGACGUGCAUUUUCAAUACUACCUCCGUUCGCGUUUUUCAUCAGUCCAGUGGUUCUACUCGCUCGGGUUCAAGAUACACCGUCGCCCGUCUGCGACGGCGGGCGAUGUAUCUGUCAUAAAAAAAGAUCUCAGGAAGGCCCAUCCGCCAGAUGUGCACACGCGCAAUGGGUGGCAGAAUUUGUGCUGGGGUUACUAUGAUGACUCCUAUGGACACAAAAAUUGGCGCCCCGUUGAACGCGGAAAAGUGGAGUUGUACGAGGAGAAUGUUCUGGACGUUCACGAAGCGUUGUUUGGAGAGUUGGAGAAACCUGCUGACACCGACCCCGAGGCCAUGCUCGCAUACCGACGCUCACUCGUCAGGGGCAUACGCCUGCUUCUCGCCGCUGUCGGUAUUUCAUAUGAUGUUGCGUGCACUGAUGAUGAGGAGGACGAACCGCCGCAUAAUCUGACACUUGAAGGGUUGCACGACAGAUGGGUAGGGCGGAGGAUACGCAAUGCAUGCGGCAUCCGACUUGCCAAAGACGCAGAAGAAGAGAAGGAAGGUGCCUAUUUGCGACGAGAUCAAGCAAGGGGUGACGAUGACGAUGACGACGACGACGACUUCGAAGAUGACGAAGAUGGAGAUGACAAUUCUGACUACGACUUCUGA
Molecule: messenger RNA, 1077 nt
Organism: Suillus subalutaceus
Lineage: Eukaryota; Fungi; Basidiomycota; Agaricomycetes; Boletales; Suillaceae
Exons: 2
Coding region: 1-1077 (358 amino acids)
Source: RefSeq, a predicted model, not a curated record